UUCAGCCCUGUCAGUCCGUGUGUGGCACGCGUUCUUGCGAACAUAUUUUAAUUUUAUUUAUUUGCAAACCUGUAACAUUUCUCUACGCAGAACAUAAAUAACUGCAGCGGCAGACACACAAAGCAAACACUUUCCCCAAUCAAAUAACUAAAUUUUUGCUUGAACGGACCAUGAAAACAACUAAUAUCGGAUUGUAUGCUUUCCGUUUAACCUUCGGUCAGACGCCGCACCUAGCUGCGCAGGCCUCCACACACAGCAGCCAUGCUUUCACCACAAAUUCGUCGAGGCCCAAUCGUGUGGUGACGCGUUCCGCUACCAUGUUGGCGCUCUUUGGAAUUGCACUGUCUUCGUUCAGUCUUAAGCAGCUGCUAGCCAAGAAGCACAACAAACACAAUGCACUCCGCAAACUUUAAGCGGCACUGAUCGCGGCUCUGGUAAAUGCAGGCGAGCAACGACAAAGCCACAACAUCCGCAGAAAAAGUCGAUGCGUAGUCAUGAACUGUAGCAUAACAUCCAUUCAUCUUAAUCAUUAUAGUGUAUAUUUGUUUAAGUUUAGGUCAGCAUAUCGCACACAUACACACACACACACACACGCUACGAAAAUCAACUACAGGGUCGUGACCACAAGCUCUCCAGCAUUGCGUCUUGCCGCGCUUGUUUUAUAUAAAACAUUAUAUUUUAUUUUGAAAUAUUGAAAACCGAUUUGUGUUUCCCAUCUGCAUACGCAUAUUUAGUUAUUAAUAACUUCCACAAACACUCACGCACACACGCAUCGGUUUUGCAUAUUUCCGCAACGCCCUUAACUAAAAGGAAUAAAUUUGUGAUAAUUCUGCAUGAGUGUACGUAUUAUGUGACAAGAGAACACGCCAAAAUUAAUUUCGAUUUGCAACUGUCUGCGCAAUCAAAAAUGAUGUGAUUGCUUUUUAGUUUUAUUUUGUCGUACAUCUAUGAAUGUGAACAAACCCUAAAUACUUAGCUAUGAAUUUUAUGUGAAGUCUAAAUACAUUUGAGAAGGAUCUGAAAACGACUAAGGGGAAAUCCAAAAGAGCAUAAUAGCAUAAUCAAUAACAAAACUGAGCGGUAGUCUGUCGAGUACGAUGAGCAAAUGUACGCAGUAUACAACAAAUAAUUUAGUUUUAGUUGAAUUCAAAAAUAAACUUAUUGAAA
Molecule: messenger RNA, 1167 nt
Organism: Scaptodrosophila lebanonensis
Lineage: Eukaryota; Metazoa; Arthropoda; Insecta; Diptera; Drosophilidae
Exons: 3
Coding region: 171-413 (80 amino acids)
Source: RefSeq, a predicted model, not a curated record